GGGUGUGAGGGGUGGGAGGGGGCGAGGGUGGAGAGGAGAUGGAGACCAGUGACCGGUGUACUGUCCCCCCAAACCCUCUCCAGAGACUUCAUGGAGCUGCAGCUUCCUGAACUCACCGGGAGCACUGCCACCAAGCAGGCCGCCCGAGACACCGCUGUCCCGCCACCUUGAUGACAACACCCCCGUAUCCCCUCCUGGUCCAGGCUGUCGGGCAGCCCUCGAUCCAUGGCCUCUCCCAGAUAACCAGCAGUCUAUACAUCAGCAAUGGUGUGGCAGCCAAUAACAAACUCAUGCUGUCUACCAACCACAUCACCACAGUCAUCAAUGUGUCGGUGGAGGUGGCCAACACGUUCUUCGAAGACAUCCAGUACGUACACGUGCCCGUUGAGGAUGCUCCCAGCUCCCAGCUCUACGACUUUUUUGACCCCAUCGCAGAUCACAUCCACAGCGUGGAAAUGAAGCACGGCCGAACGCUGCUGCACUGCGCCGCCGGGGUGAGCCGCUCUGCCGCUCUCUGCCUCGCCUACCUCAUGAAGUACCACUUCAUGUCUCUGCUGGACGCCCACACGUGGACCAAGUCGUGCCGCCCCAUCAUCCGGCCUAAUAAUGGCUUUUGGGAACAGCUUAUCCAUUAUGAAUUCAAGCUGUUCAGUAAGAACACCGUUCACAUGGUCAGUUCCCCGGUGGGUAUGAUUCCGGACAUCUACCAGAAAGAGGUCUGUUUGAUGAUGCCGAUGGGAGCCAUCCCGGCCAAUCCCUGA
Vicugna pacos (alpaca) is the source of this 761-nucleotide messenger RNA. It is a transcript of the gene DUSP21, whose product is annotated as dual specificity phosphatase 21. Gene Ontology annotation, cellular component: cytoplasm. Gene Ontology annotation, molecular function: MAP kinase tyrosine/serine/threonine phosphatase activity; protein tyrosine phosphatase activity. The record is from RefSeq and is a predicted model, not a curated record. Gene Ontology annotation, biological process: peptidyl-tyrosine dephosphorylation. Lineage: Eukaryota; Metazoa; Chordata; Mammalia; Artiodactyla; Camelidae.